This is a messenger RNA of Zerene cesonia (dogface butterfly), 1096 nucleotides long. RefSeq names its product fructose-bisphosphate aldolase-like. Gene Ontology annotation, biological process: glycolytic process; fructose 1,6-bisphosphate metabolic process. Gene Ontology annotation, molecular function: fructose-bisphosphate aldolase activity. The coding region runs from base 5 to 1096 and encodes 363 amino acids. The transcript is spliced from 8 exons. Gene Ontology annotation, cellular component: cytosol. The record is from RefSeq and is a predicted model, not a curated record. NCBI's taxonomy places the organism in Eukaryota, Metazoa, Arthropoda, Insecta, Lepidoptera, Pieridae.
AAUUAUGACGACCUACUUUUCAUAUCCCUCUGUGGAGUUACAAAAUGAGUUAAGGAGUACUGCGGAAGCUAUUGUCGCACCUGGGAAAGGAAUUUUGGCUGUGGAUGAAACUAAUGAGGGAAUUGGCAAACUUCUUGCCACAAUUGGAUUGGAAAACAGCGAAAAUAAUAGAAGAAGGUACAGACAGUUACUCUUCACUGCAGAGGAUGUAUCCGAGAAUGUAUCAGCAGUCAUUCUCUUCCAUGAAACUGUAUAUCAAAAGACAGAUGAUGGAAGCAGUUUCAUAAGUGUAUUGCAAAAGAAAAAUAUAAUACCAGGGAUUAAGGUUGAUAAGGAUGUUGUGCCGUUGCCUUUUACUGAAGACGAAGUGACUACACAAGGUCUCGACGACUUAGCAAAGCGCUGCGCUGAGUACAAAAAGCAGGGAUGCAGAUUUGCGAAGUGGCGGUGUCCAUUACGCAUCAGCGAGAGAACCCCGUCGCUACUUGCCAUAGAAGACACAGCGCGUGUGCUUGCAAGAUACGCUGCUAUCUGUCAGAGUGAAGGGUUGGUGCCUAUUGUCGAACCAGAUGUGUUGUUAGACGGCGACCAUGACAUCGUGAGAGCUCAAAAUGUGACUGAAAUUGUACUCGCAGCGGUGUACAAAGCGCUAAAUGAUCAUCACGUUUUCCUGGAAGGAUCUCUGCUAAAGCCUAAUAUGGUUACUCCAGGUCAAAAUUGCAAAGUAAGAAAUAGCCCUCAAGAAAUAGCGUUAGCGACUGUGACAGCCUUAUUGAGGACAAUACCUGCAGCGGUACCAGGCAUAACCUUCUUAUCUGGAGGACAGUCUGAAGAAGAAGCAACACUGAAUUUAAAUGCCAUCAACCAAGUACCUUUGAAGAAGCCCUGGGCCCUCACUUUCAGCUAUGGGAGAGCCCUACAGGCUUCCGUUUGGAAAACUUGGGCUGGUAAAGAUGCUAAUGUUAAGAAGGCGCAAGAAGAGCUCAUUAAGAGAACCAAGGCAAACGGAUUGGCCUCGAUGGGAAAAUAUGAAUCGGGUGCUGUUCUCAGUGCAGCAGGAAAUAAAAGUAACUUCAAAUCCAAUUAUAAAUAUUGA